GUAGCUUCUGUUUCUCGUUUUUGUUUUCUCGCUGUGUUACUCUCCUCGUAUAUUCGUCCCUAGACCUGCGCCCAGAAAUAACCCCCCCCCCAGCAAUAAACAAGACCUUGGCAGAUGGAAACCAUGUCCCCCACGGUCGCAAGGUCGACCACCACCCUCCCUCCCAGACAGAGCGACCACUUCCUGGGACUGGGAUUGGGGUUCAAAGGACCUCUCACAACCGUGACUGACGCCGAAACCAUCCCCCCGACCAAGCAGACCGACAGGAAACUCCCCUACUGGCUCGUCAACGUGCCCCCCUCGCACUGGCCCGCCUCCUGCCCCAGUUACCUCCGCGACAUCUCGCAAAAGAACAAGGACAUCCUGUCCACCCCGGACCACACAUAUCAGAGACAAGGGUGGGACCUCGUCCAAGAGCUCGUCCGUAUGUCCCUCCCCCCGUCGCCCCCCCCUGCGCAGCCAAACCCAAACCGUUCACUAACACACACCCAUCACUGUACAUCGGCAGACACGAACCGCAUCGACCGCUUCCAACGCCUUCCCAGCGACCUCCGUCGGUAUCUCGAGUACAAAGAGCGAAUCAUCGCGGAGUAUGGCUCGAUCAUGCGGUUUGUCGUGAAGGAGCGCUUGCAAUGGGGGGAAGGGGUGCAGAGUGAUUUGCAGGCGAGGGGGAGGCCGUUUGAGUUUGAUGACGACAUCCGCAUCCUCUACAAUGACUGGCCCUACGGCCUCGAACCAGACAUUGUGCACCUCGUCGUGUGGACCAAGUUCCCGCUCGAGGAGGACCCUGUUGUGGAUGAUUUGACGCCGCGUGCACGCCGGGAGGUGGAGGCGUUUGUGAGGAGGACGUUUUGCGGGAGGGUGCCGGCGGAGCAGGUGGUCUGGUUUCGAAAUUGGAGGUCGCUCAAGUCGGUUCAUGCUGUUGAGCAUUUCCAUGUCAUGCUGUUUCGGCCCGAUGGGGCGUUUGUGGAGGAAAUUACCCGCGGGGAUCGCCCGCCUCACGUGGUGGGGUAAGGGCCCGUUGACGACAAACUUGACUUGUGCUUACUUAGCGAGGGGUUUGGGACAUAGACCGGGAAUAUGCGCAUAGAAGGACGGAUUUCACAGGGUAGUAGAAUUAGAGGUUGAGCAUCUGAGAGAGGAGUUUAGUGUUGGCCGAUCUAGGAUGAUAUUUGACCGUAGAACGCAGGCGUUUAGUUCAUUAAAAUGAGAAGUUCAAACUAA
Molecule: messenger RNA, 1224 nt
Organism: Aspergillus saccharolyticus JOP 1030-1
Lineage: Eukaryota; Fungi; Ascomycota; Eurotiomycetes; Eurotiales; Aspergillaceae
Product: GIG1 family protein
Exons: 3
Coding region: 115-1014 (299 amino acids)
Biological process (GO): N-acetylglucosamine metabolic process
Cellular component (GO): cytoplasm
Source: RefSeq, a predicted model, not a curated record